Messenger RNA from Panicum virgatum (switchgrass), 1942 nucleotides. Its product is annotated as protein DETOXIFICATION 33-like. The record is from RefSeq and is a predicted model, not a curated record. Lineage: Eukaryota; Viridiplantae; Streptophyta; Magnoliopsida; Poales; Poaceae. Gene Ontology annotation, molecular function: xenobiotic transmembrane transporter activity; antiporter activity. Bases 304 to 1773 code for a protein of 489 amino acids. Gene Ontology annotation, cellular component: membrane. The transcript has 9 exons. Gene Ontology annotation, biological process: xenobiotic detoxification by transmembrane export across the plasma membrane.
CCUGUCUCUGCCGCCUGGCCUGUCUCUACUCUCUAGCCCACUGCCCACCUAAAUUUCCAGGCCAGCCAUUACUGUUGGCAUGGGAUCCUCUGUCUCCAGUAUUGCCAGAUCCGUUCUUGCAAUGAAUCAACCUCUUCCCCCCAACACCAGCUCAAAUAGAUCGGGCAAGAAUGUAGUGACUAGCGUAUAAAAGGUAACUUUAAUUUGUCUAAAAAAUAGCAAAUAAAUGAGGCAUGACUGCUGAUAUUUCUGCACAGUUACUUAUAGAGAUCCAAGGAGCAGUUUUGAGGUAAUAAAGACAAGAUGUUCCAAAAUGUUCCAGCCAAAAUGAAGAGGCUUGUGAGCAAGAGCUGGGAGGAGUCGAGGCUGCUAUGGCAGGUCGCCUUCCCAGCGAUCCUCACCGAGGUGUUCCAGUUUUCCAUCGGCUUCGUCACCACCGCUUUCGUCGGCCACCUCGGCGAAGUCGAGCUCGCCGCCGUCACCGUCGUGGAGAACAUCCUGGAGGGCUUUGCUUUCGGCGUCCUGUUCGGCAUGGGGAGCGCGCUGGACACGCUGUGCGGGCAGGCCGUGGGCGCCGGGCAGCUCGACAUGCUGGGCGUCUACACCCAGCAGUCGUGGCUCGUCUGCGGCGCCGCGGCGGCGGCGCUCGCGCCGGCGUACGCCCUGGUCUCGCCGAUCCUGCGCUCCCUCCUCCGCCAGCCCCGCGACGUGUCCGCCGCCGCCGGGCCGUACGCCCGGUGGGCGCUCCCGCGGCUGCUCGCCCACGCGGCCAACUACCCGCUGCUCAAGUUCUUCCAGACCCAGAGCGAGGUCUGGCCCGUGGCCGCCAUCUCCGGCGCGUCGCUCGCCGCCCACGCCGCGCUCACCUACGCCGCCGUGCGCCGGCUUGGGCUCGGCCUGCGCGGGGCCGCCAUGUCCGGCAACAUCUCCCACUGGCUCAUCGUCGUCGCGCAGUUCGUGUACAUGGCCCGAGCAGGCCGGUUUCAGGAUUCGUGGAAGGGCUUCUCGAUUCGCGCGUUCAGGAACCUCGGCGCCUUCGUCAAGCUCUCGCUGGCGUCGGCUGUCAUGAUCUGCUUGGAGGUUUGGUAUUACGCGGCACUGCUCAUUCUCGUGGGUCUCCUGAAGAAUGCCAAGCUCCAGCUUGACAUCAUGUCAGUUUGCAUCAACUACGAGUUCUGGACCAUGAUGGUGGCACUGGGUUUCAGCACAGCAAUCAGCGUGAGGGUGUCGAAUGAGCUGGGCGCAAACAGGCCCAAGGUAGCACAAUUCUCGGUCGUUGUUGCAGCAUCAACAUCGGCCUUCGUCGGAGCAACUUUCAUGGCCGUCUUCCUCGUUUGGAGGACUAGCUUGCCCAAGUUCUUCAGCGACAGCGAAGAGGUGAUUCAUGGAGCCUCCAGAUUAGGGUAUCUUCUCGCUGUGACUGUCUUUUUAAGCAGCAUCUGGCCUCUACUAUCAGGUGUGGCGGUAGGGUCAGGGGCGCAAGUGCUUGUUGCGUUCGUAAACGUUGGCAGCUACUACUUGGUGGGAAUUCCAUUGGGGGUCCUGUUUGGCUUCAAGCUAAAACUCGGUACACUGGGGAUAUGGAUGGGCAUGUUGACAGGGACUUCACUCCAAAUAGCCAUACUUCUUUUCAUUAUCGUCAGAAUGAAGUGGGAGAGACAGUCGAUGCUUGCUAUUGAAAGGAUUACAGAGUGGGGAGCAAAGAACAAUGACCGGGAACUGAUGGCAUCUGUACAUACAAAUGAUCAGAUGGGUCUUGCAAGUAGUGAAUAAUAGACCAUAUAUACAACGACAGUAAAUGUAUCUCUGUGAGAUGUCAUGUACUACUACUUUUUAACCUACAAGGCAGAUAUAGUAAACGAGGAGAGACCAAGGCAGAGAGCAAUGAGUAGCGACGAGAUGACUUUAGCACAAUAUACAAUGGUGAACACAACUUAGGCUC